Meloidogyne enterolobii is the source of this 783-nucleotide messenger RNA. Lineage: Eukaryota; Metazoa; Nematoda; Chromadorea; Rhabditida; Meloidogynidae. The record is from the annotation of a GenBank genome assembly.
CGAGUGAAUCUUUACAUGAAUCGGAGGAAGCCGUUUCUCCUUUUCAAAAAUAUUUUGAGCCUAUUGACAGUGAUUUAAAACAAAAUGACAGAGCUCCUGCUGCUGCUCAUGGCAAAAGAGGCAAAAAAGUAGAUGAUCGUCAAAUUCGGGAAUACUUAAAUCGCAAAAAACCUACUGGAAAACCAAAGCAAAAGGGAUCAAAAGCUUCAAAUUCUACUUCUAGCACCCAUUCGGAAACUACCACUUCAACAUCUCGACAAGCUCCUCCUUUUCAACAACUUCCUGCCCCGCCUCCCACUUUCAAUAUUUGGGCAAAUCUCUUUUAAGAAAAAUACUAUUUAAAUUUUAAAAAAACAUAAAUAAGUAAAUAUAUGUAUUUGUUUAUUAUAUUUUGACAGAUUGUCAAUAUUUCAUCCCUCUUACAAUUUUUCAUGCAGCAUUUUAUUGUUGCGCAAUAUAUAAAUGGGAUUUUUGAAUAAAUUUUCUGACUCUUAAUAUUUAAUUUCUCAAUAAAUUUGAUUAAAAUUCAUUCAAUUUACUUAAUGAUAAAAUUCUUCCGUUCUUUACUUUUAAUUUUAUGAGAUAAUUUAUAUGCUAUUAUGUAUUUAUAAGGCUAUUGGAAGAUAUUUUUAUAAUUUUAUUUCCCAACCUUUUCCAAAGGCUGAAUUAAUGUUUUCGAGUGUAACAAAGUCUGGUGUAAUUACUUGCAAGCUUGAGUGGAAGAUAUUAGAUUUUUGGGACCUUACACAAUUAAUGAACGAGGAUCAGUGCUUAACGAGUUAG